GGUGCCGGAGCCCCGCAGCUGUGAGGGAGGAGGCGGCGGCGCGGGGGCCGCUGGGGGCGAUGGCGGCCGGGCCGGCCGUGUCCCCGCCCCGCGGCGCUCUCCCCGCACCCUCCCGCCCUCCGCCGCCGCUGCCAUUGGGAGCCGAGCCGCGCCGAGUCCAGGCAGCCGCCGGUCCCGCUCCUCCGCCAUCGCCAUGAGCUUCUUGUUUGGUAGUCGCUCUUCCAAAACCUUCAAACCAAAGAAGAAUAUUCCUGAGGGGUCUCAUCAGUACGAGCUGCUAAAACAUGCGGAGGCCACGCUGGGAAGCGGCAACCUCCGGAUGGCUGUGAUGCUUCCAGAGGGGGAAGACUUAAAUGAAUGGGUUGCAGUUAACACUGUCGACUUCUUCAACCAGAUCAAUAUGCUGUAUGGAACCAUCACAGACUUCUGCACGGAGGACAGCUGCCCCGUGAUGUCUGCUGGCCCAAAGUACGAGUACCACUGGGCAGAUGGCACAAACAUAAAGAAACCCAUCAAGUGCUCCGCACCAAAGUACAUUGAUUACCUGAUGACCUGGGUCCAGGACCAGCUGGAUGAUGAAACGCUGUUUCCUUCUAAAAUAGGCGUACCAUUCCCAAAGAACUUCAUGUCAGUGGCCAAGACAAUUCUCAAGCGUCUCUUCAGAGUUUACGCUCACAUCUACCACCAGCACUUUGACCCGGUGAUCCAGCUGCAGGAAGAGGCACACCUUAACACUUCUUUCAAGCACUUUAUAUUUUUUGUUCAGGAAUUCAACCUUAUUGAUAGAAGAGAACUUGCACCACUUCAAGAACUGAUUGAAAAACUCACCUCCAAGGACAGAUAAAAGGAAGAGGACUUCAUGAAGUCAUUUGUUUCUUUAAGUGAGCGUGUGGUAUUUGUUUUUUGUUAAUUUGUUUUUUUUUUUAAAAAAGAAAACAACAAAACAACCCCCCUGUGCUGUUACCAGUGACAACUGAGAUCUACUUUCUGUGCUUUUAUUAGGGGAAAUAUUUUCUCUGUUAGUGACACGUGGUAAAUAGCUUUUUUUAUUAUUAUUAUUUUAUUGUUAUUCAUUGUGGAAUUUCUAGCAGGUGCUGAGUGUUUAUAAAGGAAAUGUGCUUGGUUGGGGGAUUGACUCUGCUGGUGGAUGGGUUCUUGUGUUGUGUCAGUGGUAGCCCAUUCUCAUGAAGUCCCUGGAAGACUUGCUUACAUUCUCUAAGUGCCUUGGCAGACUCACUUCUGAGGUGCAAAGCACAUACAAUACUGAACAUUGCUGGAAACAGAAAAUAUGUACUAACACCCAGACACUUACUGAAACUUGUUUUAAAAAGAUAUAUAUGUCUAUGCUUACACUAAAAAAAAAAAGCCAUAACUUGCUGAAAUCAAUGAUCUCCAGCUUUUAAUACAAAUACUUGUCUUAUUUUUUUAGAGAUGAAUAUAGAAUUUUUCAAAGCUAGAUUACUUCUUACAAAGAAAAGCGAAGUUCUUGCUAAAGCAGAACAGUGAAGGUGGUGUCAAAAUUACACAGACCUUGUGCUUAGCAAGUAGUUAGUUCCAUGUCUGCUGCCAUGGGACUUCGCAUAGUUGCUUUUAUUUUCUUAGCAGGAAAGCAUCGGUUGGGUCAGCCAGCUUGUUAAGUUCCCCUAGCAGUUGCCAAAUGAACAGGUAGUUUGCACAAAUACAAUUAGGGAAAAUAUUCCCUAUAAAAAGUUGCACUGGGAUAGUAGUAAUAAUAAUAAUAAUGAAAACCUGGCUUGCAAAAUAACUGGUGGAAAGGUGGUUUUAAGUUAGAAAUGCAAAGCCUGGCUCUGAGGAGGGGCUCUGGUGGCCACUGUUUGCUGUUUGAGGAAAUGUGUCUUGGAGGGGAGAUAAUUUCAUGGGCUGCUUUGGAGUUAUGUUAUUGUGAUGGUGUUCUCCCCUGUUUAAAAUCACUGCCCAUCUUCAGGGAACUCCAGCUGUUGGGAAAAGGAACAGGUGAGGCCAAGGUGAGCACAUGACAGAGAAGUUGAGCUUUUGUUUUGUGUGGCUUGGCUUGACCAGAAAUGCUGAGUAAAGCUGGAACUGGUGUGCAGGAGCCUGCAGAAGAGAUGAAUGGCACAGCCAGCAGGAAACAGCUGAGCACAGACAGAAAUUACUCCCUCGGGAGCUGCUGGGUUCCCAUGGGGGAUCCUGAUCUUCCGGCUUUUCCUGUGCCACCAUCCGCCCGACAGUGCAAAAGCAACCCAUCUCCCAAAUUCAAGCUGCAUGGUUUAGAUACAGAGUGAGCAAGGCAGGAGCUCCAAGAUGCUAAACAGAUGAUGUCUCCCAUUAAAUUUCAGGGUGACUCCUUGGUUUGGUGUCACGUGCCAGCAAGAAGCAAAAAGGAUGAAUGUAGAAACGAGGAUUUGCUUGGACACGGCAGUGCAGUGCUUCACGUUCCUGGCACACUUCUGCCCUGGGAGGGCUGAGUUCUUGUUGUAGUUUCUUUUUUUGAAUGGCCAGUUCAGGAAAUCCAGAGGCAUCUGCCACAGUUCAGCCAAUCAGAAUUGGAAUGUAUAGAGUAUAAAAAUGAGUCCUAGGUGAAUAGGGUGUUUUUUGUAUUCAAUAUCUGGCAGUAGAAAGUCUGACCAAAUAGUUUCUGGGCACGUAAUAAAAGCUUGGAGAUCAUGAUUUGCCUGACAGCUGUAUGAACACAUUGUUUAUUUACACAGCGCUUGAAAAUAACAUCACUGAGGAUGUGUUUGCAAUGGUGGGGAUUUAGGAUCCCCGUGCUGUUUCUUUUUGCAGCUUUUCAUUGUUUUGCUUCUGAAAGCUGUGGGACCAGAAGUUGACGUGUGUUUACACUCUUGGAGUAAGGGCCCAUGGAAAUGCCACUCAAUGGAAUCUGGAUCGAGUGAAUGUGUUUAUAAAACAGUGCAUUUAUGGGAGGAAAAGGGGGGGGACACCCCCUGCCCCUCCAAAUAAACCCCAGAGAGACAAACCCUGCACUGCUCCAGGGCCCCACUGCAGACUUGGAGGGGUGAUGAGCGCUCACAGACAAAACCUUCCAGCUUUGGUCAUGAGGAGCAGGAAGUGUCAGUGGGGUUGAACCAGGGUGUGCUUCCUGAGCUGCCUCAGGCCUUCCACUGGCAGGCUCCCGAAUUCCUAUGGUUUGUGGUGGUAUGUUGCUACCAGCACACUGGAUCUUGUCAGGGAUUUGGGUGGUGACUUGGGGAGGGCACCUCGCUGGAGCUGGGAAGGGGCAAAGAGCAGAGUCCGCAGAGCUCAGCCACCGCUGGCAGUGCUGACGGUGCUCAGGUGGAUGGAUGUGGGAUGUGCUGUCCGAGUCAGGGAUACAAGUUACACGUGCAAAGAGGAGUAAAACCACCGCGUUCUGCUGGUGCAGGUGCUGAGGGGAAAAAACACGUUUUGAGGGGCAGGCAGCCCAUCUGCAAGUAUCCAGUUUCUUCUCCUGCUUACUAUGCAAUGUAGAGCUUUGAACUUCUACUUUUCCAUGGAGACAGACAGGAGCACUGUCCUUACUCAGUCCUUAGGAACUGAGCCCUCUCCCAGUGUCCCUGACCCUCAGCAGGUAAGGACACCUAUUUGCUGCUAUGGACUCAACUUACCUUUCAGAUUGUUCCUUUCUAUUUCUCACCCCUCUUCCUUUCUCCUGUGUCACCAGACAAAAUUUUACUAUAAACACAUCCUUUUGGGUAGUUGUGUUUUUCCUUGCUGCCCUCUCCUCCUUUCCUGCCUGCCACAGUGCUGUUACUCUACAUAACCCCCCUUUUAUAGUUGGAUUGUUUAAGGAGCUGCAGCGCAAACAGGGAUUCCUUGCUUUUUUCCCCACAGAAAUAAUAACUUUUGCACCGAAUCUCGUUUCCUUCACCGCUGGUAGCAGUUGUCUCUUUUCCAGUCCCUCACUCCUAAAACCACUGGCAGUUUUAUGGAUGCCCAUCAUUUUUUCCUGGAUAUCUUCUCUUUUAACAUGAGACUAACAUUGGUGAUUUUCAGUGUUAAACCUUCUUAUUUCCCUGCUUUUCGUAUGGUUUCCUCUUGCUAGGUUCAGUUUGCAGCCUAGGAAAAUACCCAAUUACCUUAUUUUUGUUGGAAGAACCAAUUCCCCAAAUUGUUCAUAGAAUAUUGUAUUUUUAGGGGAGAUUAAUUUUUUAUAGCCACUAAACUAUACUCAUUAUUUUUGUACGUUUGCAACUUGGGGACAAUUUUCCGAGCCGUGUCGCGGAGGGAACACUUCUUAUCAUGGCUGUUUGACUACUUGGGAAUGCUGUGGUUGUGUAUAGAGGCACAUGCCUUGAUGUGCACUGGGAGAGAGAAGGAUACAGUAAAAAUGAACGAGGUUUCAAUAAAAAUGAACAAGGUUUCAGUAAAAACAAACGAGGUUUCAGUACAAGGCCAUUUUGGAAAGCAACAAAACCUCCGAAAGCGACGCUAACCUUCCCUCCUCCUUUAGAAUCCUGAAAUAUAUGGGAAAAAAUGCAGUGUAAUGUGUAAAAUGCAAGGAGAGAACCCUUACUGUGAGCUAACUGUGCCAAUACCGCUUCAGUUUGUAGUCACUGAUGGAGAUUUCAGUUUUAAAUGAAAACAGCUUUUGAUUAAAAAAAAAUUAAGUUGAAUGUCUGAAAAUCCGCACCGUGUUUAUUUGAGAGUUGUAAAUAAUGUAUACAGAUGGUUGUAUGUGAUGGGGCAGAAUAUUUAAAUCCUAGGGUUUUUUUUUUCAAUAAGAACCUGAAGGCUGUUUAUAAGAGAAAAUAAAUAGCUAUGUUUGACCAUGA
Molecule: messenger RNA, 4754 nt
Organism: Prinia subflava (tawny-flanked prinia)
Lineage: Eukaryota; Metazoa; Chordata; Aves; Passeriformes; Cisticolidae
Gene: MOB1B
Product: MOB kinase activator 1B
Exons: 6
Coding region: 194-844 (216 amino acids)
Biological process (GO): positive regulation of protein phosphorylation; hippo signaling
Cellular component (GO): nucleus; cytoplasm
Molecular function (GO): protein kinase activator activity
Source: RefSeq, a predicted model, not a curated record